UGCAUAGAACAAACUCUCAUCACACACCAAUGCCAAUCCCGCAUUUUGACAGUUCUCACAAUAUUGUUGUUUAAGUUUACUUCGCUUGUGUGUUUUUAUUUGAAUUUUGUUUUAAUUUUCUUAUUUUUUUAACCCAAAAAUGUUUUAAUCACAAAAAUGACUAUUUGGAGUCCAAUCAAAGGCGGUUGGCUGUAUGGAAUUGCGAAGAGCCAUUACAGCCAAGACGCCGCGAAGAGAUUGUCGUUGACGACGGGAGAUGCCAUCAUAAUCAAGAGCGAAAGUGAAAAUUGGUAUUUCGGAUAUAAGAAAGACGAUCGACACCAACAUGGGAUAUUUCCGAAGAAUUUUGUCGUCAUUGUUGAUGCUUACAAGUGCUCCGAUGGCUUCCGCGACGUGUACAAGAUAAAACGAAGCUCGAUUGUCGAGGAAAUUACAACAGUUUUGAAAGAGUGGCACAAUCAUUUGAACAGCUUCUACUUGAACGACAAGAAAAAUUUCAUAGGACUGCAGGAGAAAAUGUUAAAUUUAAUUAAAUUGCGUCAACAAUUACUGUCAGGUAAUUUACCCACGGAUGAAUUUCGUGAAUUGAAGCUGAAGGCCACUGCGCAAAUUGACACGGGAAACAACAUGUUAAAGCUGGAUAUGGUAGUGCGUGAUGAUGCUGGCGACAUAAUUGACUUCAGCUCAAUUUCCACGACACAACUGUACGAAUUGCAUUGCAAAGCGGUCGAACGUAUCAAGCAAUCAACCACAACAGGCAAAAUCGCGAAUCGAAAUCGAAAUUCAAAGAAUUUCAACAUUAUUUCGCACAACUUUCUCGUCACUGUCAACAAUAUCCAAUGCAAAUUCGUCGACGACAUGGAGUUACUUUUUACUAUUUACACGGUGCAGGCGAGUCAAGUAGCGCAAUUGACGGAAAAUUAUCUCGUGCCAUGGGUAAAAGGCGAUUCCUACAAAGAAAUUAAACUUUUGUUCACGGAUAUGAGCACCGAUGAUAUCGAUCAGACCAAAUUAUUUCUCGUUGCGUUCAUGGUACGAGUUGGCGCGAUGGAAGCACGCGAUCCUGAUGCUCAACAAGCGCCGCGGAAGACAAUUUUACCGAAUUUCUCUAUUGGUCAUCGUCGUGAAUCGUCAAUUUCGAACCAAAGCUUAUCCGUGAUCGAUCAUUUGAGACGCCCAUUUGGCGUUGCGAUACUGGAUUUGACUCCAAUUCGAUCCCGACCCGGCGAUUUCGACAAUAGCAUCGACAUGACAAUUCAUGUACAUGAAAAAGAGUGUCUCGAUGCAUAUCUAAGACGCGUUCUGAUGAAUCGCGAUAAGCCAGAUGCGGUUACAGAUACUCGUAACAUCAGUGUGAGCGUGGAAAUGUUGCAUGGAGACAUCAAACAGAUCAAAGAGGAUUAUGCGCAUAUUUUGCGAAACAUUUCCUUUGCACGCAAAAUGGGAUUUCCCGAAGUAAUUUUGCCCGGCGACAUCAGAAAUGAUCUUUACUUGACACUGGUUGGAGCUGAUCUCGCCAAAUCCGUAAGACGAGGCGAAACAAAUAUAGAAGUUCAUGUUACGGUGUGUCUCGAGAAUGGCGAUGUCGUGCCAAAUGCAAUUUCCAAGGGCGGAGGUUCAAAUUUGGAAGAUGAAUAUCGCACAAUUGUUUAUGCGCACGAUGAGCAUCCAAAAUGGGUUGAAACGAUCAAAAUUGUGCUGCCUAUCGAGAAUUUCAAGCAUUGUCAUGUGAGAUUUUUGUUCAAACAUCGUCACAGUCAAGAAUCUAAAGACAAGGGAAAUAAGCCAUUCGCUUUGGCACACAUGAAACUCAUGGCGGAAGACGAAACGGCGAUUCAACAAGGCGAACAUAGUCUCGCUGUGUACAAAAUCGACAAGAAAAUCGAUGAUUCGAUGAUGCGAAAUUACCUUACGUUACCUACGAAAGUCGAUCCUGCUGCGGAAAAGCCUUCGACGCAAGGAUUCUCGUUCCAACCCAAAGAUUCCUUCUACGUGAAGACUAAUUUAUGCAGUACGCGACUCACACAAGACCGAAAAUUGCUUAGUUUACUCAAUUGGCAAUCCAACAAAGAAGCUCUUGAACAAUCUCUUCAAGACUUAUUGAAUGUCGAUGAAGCGGAAAUGGUUAAAUUCCUACAAGAUAUACUCGAUGCGUUAUUUUUCAUCUUUGAUGCACAUGCUGAGCACGAAAAACUCGUAUUUCAAAACGUCGUGAGGCUCAUCGAUGUCGUUUCCAACCCAAAAUACAAACUUUUCGAGUCAGUAUUGGAUUUGUACAUCAAAGAGGGCUUUUCAGCAACUUUGGCAUAUUCAAAGCUCAUUGAAUUGUUGCGAUCGCAGAUAUUUGAUACGGUGCAUUUGGAAAAUACUCGCGAUGAUGAUUUGUUUAAAGUCCUGAAACAUUUGCAUUAUAUCAUGAAAUUCAUCGUUCAAUCGAGAAUUUUGUUCACAAAUUGCACGCAGUUAAUGGAGCAAAAUAAAUUUGACACGUUGAUCGAAGGGCUUUUAGUGGCAUUCAAUAUUCUCAUUUCCAAUAACAACCCGGAAAAGUCGUUGCUGAAGUCAAAAGGAGCUGUUUUGAAGUAUUUGCAUGUUGUUGCUUCGGAUUUAAUUAAAGUUUACGAUCCAAUUAAAUUGAGUCACAAAGUCGAGGGCAUCAUCAACAGCAUUCCGCCGGGACAUUUGAGUCAAUCCAAGAUGAUCGCAAUUAAGGAUUUAGUUGAAUCGCAAAUAUUCAGAUUGCCACAAUGUCGUGCAAUAUUGCUGCCUGUCUUCUGUAAACAGAUCGUUGAGAGACUAGAAGGGAAUUCAGAGAAUGAUAACCGAUUGAACUUGGCAACGGCAAUCAUCAAUCAGCAAAACACAAAUAAGAAGUUGCAAAUUUUAUUGGGUAUCGAUCCGAACCAGAUUGAAAGACCAUCCGUUGUGACAAAUAAGAUGCAAGAAUGUAUCAACAUUUUGAACAAUGUGUUGAAGAAUUUGUCGCGCACGAACAUCGGAACAGUUGAACAUGAUAUAAAAACCAUCAUGACAUCGAUCCUUCGAACAAUUAUCCAGAGUGUUGUUGCCAUGUCGGAUGACAAUCCGUUGAAAGGAAAUCUUGUUGCCAUCAUGCUUGGGAUUUUUCAUCACAUGCGAGCCGAUCAUUAUCGAAUUUACGUGCAAAAUCUCCCCUCAAAGUUGGAUAAACAAGAUUUCUUGUCGGAAAUUCUCUGCGUUUUCGCGAAUCUUGUUCAAAAAUCUGUCUUCCCGCCUGACUGGAUGGAUAUGAUAAUGCAUCAAAAUACCGUGAUUCUCGAAAGUUUACGUCACUUUUCUGUCAUCAUCAUGGAGCACUUUUACACGAAGAAUCGCGACAACGAAGUCACUUUCGUGAAAGAUGUUUGGUCGAAAUUCUUCCAUUGUGCCACGAGUUUUCUCGUUCAAAAGUCGUUGCAAAUCGAUCAGUUCUCGUCGAACAAGAAAUCCAUCAUCAUUAAGCGAUAUCGAGACAUUCGACGCGAAACUGCUGUUGAAGUUCGUCGAAUGUGGUUCAAUUUGGGCGAAUAUAAGGUUCAUUUCAUACCGGAACUCGUUGGAUCUAUCCUCGAGAUGAGCAUGUUACCUGAUGAGGAAAUCCGUAAAGCAUCAAUUCCCAUAUUUCCGGAUAUGAUGAUGAGCGAGGCACUUUCUUCGCGUUAUGUACCCGACAGUUUUGGCGAUACGAAACGCAAUUCGGGACAUUGCAAGGGAAAUUUCAACGAUUUUGAGACGGAAAUGAUCAAAAAGUUGGAUCAUUUAAUCCAACGAGGCGAUGGAGACGAAGCCUAUCGACAUUUGUUCGAUAAAAUGAUGACGGGAACGUGCAAACAAGUCGUCAACUUGAAGGAAGAAGGAGUUGCUUUUGUGAAAAAAGCUGUCAUGCUAAUGGGAAAGUUGCUCGAGUAUCGAAAUGUUCUUAAGGAACAAAGUAUUGACAAUCAAAUGGCAUGCAUUGUGCAAAUUUUGGAGUUUUAUGCAGAGACAAAACAUACAGAUAUGUACGUUCGGUACCUGGCACGUCUCUAUAAUUUGCACAAAAUGUGCGAUAAUUACACGGAAGCGGCUUACACGGUGAAAAAACUCUCGGGACUGUUAAAAUGGGACGACAUAAAGUUGUCGAAUAAUCUCAAAUGUGAGUUUACAGAACGAUUUGAGGCAAUAACGCAUCGAGAAUUGAAGGAGCAAUUGCAUCAUUAUAUCAUCGAGCUCUUCGACAAAGGGCGAAUGUGGGAAACGGCAUUGGAUGUUUGUAAGGAGCUUGCUUACCAAUUCGAGACAGAAACUUACGACUACAAGGGAUUAAGUGAAUUGCAUAAACGCAUGAGCGGGUUUUACCAAAAAAUUCUGAAUGAGUACAACACAAAAGAUACAAAGGACACAAAAGAGACAAAGGACCCAAAAGACGCAAAAGACGAUAAACCUUCCAUGAUUCGCGUGGGAUGUGAAUAUUUCCGUGUUGGCUUCUAUGGACAAGGAUUUCCCGAGUUUUUGCGGAAUAAACAGUUCAUUUAUCGCGGAGCGGAAUGCGAAAAACUCGAGUCUUUCAAUACGCGACUUCAACGACAACAUCCAAAAGCGGAAUUACUUCAAAAUUUGGAAAUUCCGGGACGAGACAUUCAAGAUGCGAAAGUUCAGUACAUCCAAGCUGUCGCUGUGAAACCGAUACCCAGUGAAAAACUGAAAAUUCUUCAGGAUAAAUUUGUGCACGAAAACAUUGCAAACUUUUACAAAUCCAACAACGUUCAAAAAUUCGAGCUGCGACGUCCUUAUUACGCGGAGGGCUUUGCGAAAGACGAUGUUGCCGGUUUAUGGGUCGAUCGCAUGAUUAUGGAAACAGCAACACCUUUGCCAAACAUUUUAAAGAGCUCGUUGAUCACAAAUGUGACAAUUACGAAAGUUUCGCCGAUUCAAAAUGCCAUUGAGACCAUGGAGAAGGAGAACAAAAGUUUACGAGAAUUAGUUGUGAAGUAUUCCGUGAAUCCAAAUGCUCCGAUUCAACAGUUGAGCAUGAAAUUGAACGGCGUUGUCGAAGCUGCUGUCAUGGGAGGAUUGAAAGUUUACGAAAAUGCGUUCUUAUCGGAAGAAUAUAGUGCGAAAAAUCCUCGUGAUUACUCGGAAGUGCAAAAAUUGAAGGAUUUAAUAGCAAAUCAGAUGCCAUUAUUGCAAAAUCUCGUCACAAUUCAUAAGGAAUUAACUUCAAAGUCCAAUGAUCUUCAAAAUUUCCAUAAAAACAUCGAAGAGAAGUUUAAUAAGAUGCAAACGGAAAUUGAGGAGAAAUAUGGAAAGAGAACUGCUGAUUUUGAUCAAAUUGUGGUAUUAAGACGAUCGGUAGGCGUUCAUAUUCCCACCAAUGCGAAUCGACAAUCCGGAGAGAGUGUUAAUUCUGAAGGAAGUGACAAAAACCCCCGAAGCAUAAUGUCACAAAUUUUCCAACCAACUUUGACACGCAACAAGAAACGAAAGAAGAGUUCUCGUGAAACAAGUUUAUGGCAUGUUAGCGAUGUAGGAGAUGAUAAUCGAAGUUAUUCGUCACUCGCGUCAUACGAUAUGCAAUCGCCAUCAACUCCAACUCCGUCGAUUGUUGGAAUGUCUCCAAGUGCACGAAUUGAAUUAUCUGAACCGUUAACGCCAAAACGUCCCUUACGUUCGGAGCAUGAUCGACGAAUGUCUCGUCCGCCAAGCACUUUGACAAAUGGUUCAGUUCUCAGUUUGGAUAGUAAUUUGACAGAAGUGAUUUCCGACACAGAAACAGAUUCUGUGCCUCCGCCAGUCCCGCCAAAGAAUCCCCGUGACUCUGAUCUGUUCGGUUCAAUUGGAGGCAAUAGCAAUCGAAGUAGCGGCGAAUCUUCUGACAUGACACGUGAUAGUCAUUCAACAGCCGAGAGCAUUUAUUCGCCCGUUUAUAAUCCGAGUUACGAGACAAUUGCAUUGCGUUCGAAGCCUGUGCAAUCGGAUUAUGUAACAAAUUUGUCGUCGAUCAUUUCGGGGAAACCCAUUGAUUUUGACGAUAAGAAAAGAGCUCCAACUCCCCCGCCAAAGCCAUCACGUUCCGCCAAAUCGACGCCCACGAAGGAACGUCACAGAGAUUUCGAAAACAAUAAUGUCGAGUGAAUUCCAGUGUCUGUGACAAUGACAAGCCAAAGUAUUUUAUUUUAAUCGCUUUAUUCUUCGUUUACUUAAAUAUUGUGCAGUAUUGUUCACCACCCGAUCUACUUACUCGUUCAAACUCACUUAUUACUUGUACUCAAUUAAUAUUUGUGUCUUUUAACGCGUUUACAAUAUAUUCUAAAUAGGGCUCACGCAAUGAGGGAAAAUUUUUUUUCAUAUUGUAAAAUUUUCAAAAAUUUUAUUUUAUUUUUUUUAUGAAAAAUUUUCAAAAAAAAAUAUUUUUUUAAUAAUUUUUUGUUUUCAUAAAAAUUAAAAAAAAAAUUUUUGUAAAAUGUUUGCUUCAUGAAAAAUUUUAAAAAAAUUAUUUUCUUAAAAAAUAAAAAAAAAUCAAAUUUUGAUACAAAAAGUGCCAAAUUUUAAGAAAUUUUAUAUUUUAUGAGAAAAAAAUUGAAAAAAACAAAUUUUGAAAUUUGAAAAAAAUUAAGUAGAAAAUGUGAAAAUAUUUUACUCAUUGCAAAAAGCCAACAUUAGUAUAAGAAAGAUA
This is a messenger RNA of Culicoides brevitarsis, 6673 nucleotides long. RefSeq names its product dedicator of cytokinesis protein 1 (gene mbc). The transcript is spliced from 9 exons. The record is from RefSeq and is a predicted model, not a curated record. Gene Ontology annotation, molecular function: guanyl-nucleotide exchange factor activity; small GTPase binding. NCBI's taxonomy places the organism in Eukaryota, Metazoa, Arthropoda, Insecta, Diptera, Ceratopogonidae. Gene Ontology annotation, cellular component: cytoplasm; plasma membrane. Gene Ontology annotation, biological process: myoblast fusion; cell migration; small GTPase-mediated signal transduction. Bases 157 to 6132 code for a protein of 1991 amino acids.